AUGGCCCCCAUCGAGCGCAUCACCCUCUUCAACAUCCCCGACGAAGCUGCCCGGGACCGCGUGCUGGAGCAGUAUAAGAUCCUUGCGAAGACGGCUGUUAAGGAUGGCAAGCCAUAUAUCGUCGCCGCGGCAGCCGGAGUGUCCUACCCGGACCCGCGGAACAAGGGCUACAAUCUCUCGGUCAAGACUACAUUUGCGUCGCUGGAGGAUAUGAAGUACUAUGAUACGGAGUGUGGGGCGCACAAGGCGUUGAAGGCGGUUGCGGCGCCGGUGAGGGAGGAUGUUCUGACGACAUAUUUUGAGAGUGUGCUUUGA
This is a messenger RNA of Aspergillus mulundensis, 315 nucleotides long. RefSeq names its product Dabb family protein. The transcript has 2 exons. The record is from RefSeq and is a predicted model, not a curated record. Bases 1 to 315 code for a protein of 104 amino acids. Lineage: Eukaryota; Fungi; Ascomycota; Eurotiomycetes; Eurotiales; Aspergillaceae.